AUGGUGCCUUUCAUGUUGCUCUCAUAUACGUGGCAUAUUGUUUUGAGAUGUAAUACAGUCCGUGCUGUUUAUAAAUGGGAGAAGUUUUUUCCUGUUGUAGUUCCGGUGUGGUCUGGCGUUAACGUUGCCGGCGUUUCGCUGCGUGAUGUGAAACCAGAUAUAGGCAAAAAAGCUGAUUCCGAUAAAUGGCAAGAAGAAAUCCACAAAGGAGUUGUUUCAGCUGCGUAUGAGAUCAUCAAGCUGAAGGGUUACACUUCCUGGGCUAUCGGAAUGUCCACUGGUGCCAUUGCUGCUACCGCCCUUCGUAACUCGCGCGCUGUUUGCGCCCUUUCCAUCAACGUUAAGGGCUUGCAUGGUAUUAAUGAAGAUGUGUACCUCUCGCUUCCAGUGGUUCUUGGAGAGAAUGGGAUCACUCACAUUGUGAAGCAGAAUCUUAGCGAUACUGAGUUCCAAAAGUCGGCCGCCCAGUUGCUGGAGGUGCAGAAUGGUCUGAAAGGACUUUGA
Molecule: messenger RNA, 504 nt
Organism: Gongylonema pulchrum
Lineage: Eukaryota; Metazoa; Nematoda; Chromadorea; Rhabditida; Gongylonematidae
Source: the annotation of a GenBank genome assembly